Messenger RNA from Phytophthora sojae, 531 nucleotides. RefSeq lists its product as hypothetical. The record is from RefSeq and is a predicted model, not a curated record. NCBI's taxonomy places the organism in Eukaryota, Oomycota, Peronosporomycetes, Peronosporales, Peronosporaceae. The annotation marks the transcript as partial. The transcript has a single exon.
GGGAUGCCUUUAGGCACUACAAUCUCGGAUCUUCGAACGGGCAAAAAGUACGUGGAGCAAACGACUCGAGACAAGGACAAGCUCGAUGGGCUCGGUUUUGCGUGGAACCGUAGCGCGGCAAUGUGGAAUGACGUUGUUAUCCCCUCUCUUGAAGCGUAUGUCGCUGUUUACAAGAAUGGCAACGUCCCGCCGGGGUUUGUUGUUCCCUCGGAAGAUCCGUGGCCAAAGCAAGCGUGGGGAAAGAAGCUAGGGAAGAUUUUCUAUCUAGCGCGAUACCAAGGGUCAUAUUUUACACACUUUGGGCGGGACAUCGAGAAGCUGUGUCAGCUCGGAUUAGAGCUCAAGCUCGCGCCUCUAGCGUGGAAAAGGCACGUCGCUCCGUUGCUAGUCAUCUACGCGGAGCUGAGUGGGGAGGGUGAAGUCCCAGACGACUUCGUGAUCCCGUCGGAGGCUCCGUGGGAGGAGAAGGUGUGGGGUGUUCGACUGGGACUCAUCGUGGCCCUCAACUCGCACUUCAUGCCGCGCAAGUGA